Aureococcus anophagefferens is the source of this 2307-nucleotide messenger RNA. RefSeq lists its product as hypothetical. Lineage: Eukaryota; Pelagophyceae; Pelagomonadales; Pelagomonadaceae. The record is from RefSeq and is a predicted model, not a curated record. The transcript has 4 exons. Bases 1 to 2307 code for a protein of 768 amino acids. Gene Ontology annotation, cellular component: endoplasmic reticulum membrane. Gene Ontology annotation, biological process: ceramide metabolic process. Gene Ontology annotation, molecular function: DNA binding; zinc ion binding.
AUGGCGCACCACGACGUCGCCAUCCGCUGGUGCGAGGCCGAGGUGCGCGCGCACGAGUACGCGAACACGGCGAGCAACGUCGCCUUCGUCGCCGUCGCCGUCGCCGGGCUGCGCGACUGCCGCUCGCGGCGGCUGCCGCGGCCCUUCGUCGCCGCCGAGCUGUCGCUCUGCGUCGUCGCCGUCGGGUCCGUGCUCUUCCACGGCACGAAGACGUGGCUCGGCGAGCUCCUCGACGAGGUGCCGAUGCUCGGCCUCGCCGUCGUCUACCUCUGGACCGUCAUCGGCCUGCUGCCGCCGCGCUGGGCCGCGCCGGCGAUGGUCUGCGGCGGCGGCGGCGCGGCGGCGGGCCUCGCCCACUACCUCCGGCACCGGGACCACGCGUUCUUCUCGCUCCUCUUCACGGUGCAGGUUUUAGCGCCCGCGUUGAUCGCGUUCGCGUCCGCGCCGGCGCUCGGCGUGCGCCGCGGGACCUGGUACGCCUUCCUCGCGCUCAUCCUCGGGGGCAAGGUGGCCUGGGAGCUCGAGCGCGAACUGUGGCGGCGCGGCGCGUGCCCCGCGAGCGCCGCGAACCCGCUCUUCUGGCUCCACGCGCUCUGGCACGUGAAGCAGCGCCGCGCGCGGCCGGCGGCGAACCUGUGCGCGCAGCUCGGCCUCGAGGCGUCGCAGCAGGGCCUCGGCCGCAUCGGCGGCAAGCUCGCGGGCCACAUCGGCGAGAACCGCUUCGUCGUCGGCGCCGCGGACGACGGCCGGAGCAAGUGCCAGUCGAUCCUGUGCCGCGAGUACCUGCGGCCCGGCGAGCCGCGCAUCGGCAAGCGGCCGCCGUCGGUGCGCUGGGGCCACAGCCCGAAGACCAAGUGGUACCACAUCGACUGCUGCUUCGCGUCCUUCAAGCGCACGUGCAAGAAGUCGAAGACCAUCACGUCCGUCGACGACAUCGAGGGCUUCGCCUCGCUCGACGCGGCGACGGCGACGCGCGGAGCAGGAAAAGGGCGCGACAUUCCCGACUUCGAAGGCUCCUAUCUCGACCGUUUUCCACUCGCGAAGCGCGUCGCCGCGCUCGUCGACGCGCACAACGCGGCGCGCGCGGGCGACAACGCGCCGCCCCGGCGCCAGCCGAAGACGACGCUGUCCGCGCCCGCGGCCGCCGCCGUGCUCGGCGCGGCCGUCGUGCCGGCGCCGCCCGCGCGCGGCGACGGCGGCGGCGGCGACGACGGCGCGGACGACGCGGCCGGCGACGCGGCGCCCGCGCCGGGCGGCGGCGCGCCGGACCUCCUCACGCUCAUGGCCGUCGCGUCGUCGGCCUACGACCGCAUCGCGCCGCCGGCCGGCCGCGCGGUCUCCGACGGCUCCGCGUCGGGCGGCAGCGUCGCCGCGGAGAGCCCCGCGGAGCGCCACCGCGCGGCCCUCGACGACGACCUCGACGCCGCGGCGCCGUCGCCCUUCGCGGGCAAGAUCGAGGCCGCCGCGCGUCGCCCCGCGUCCCUUUUUUUUUCCACGCCGCCGCGGGGCGCGACGACCGCGCGCGCGCAGGUCGCGUCGCUCCUCGCCGGCCGCGCGCGGGGCCGCGACCCGGCGGACAACCACAACGCCGUGCUCCAGACGAAACACAACGCCGAGCACUUUGUCAAGACGUCGACGAAGGCGAACGCGGCGGGCGGCUAUUACCAUGACGACAAGGAGAACGUCGCGCCGCCGUCCGUCGACGCCAUCGUCUCGAAGUGGCGCGCGGACAAGGCCGCCGCGAAGAAGAAGCUCGCGCGGAGGAAGAAGCGGUCGUCGUCCGCGCCGCCGCCGCCCGCGCCGCCCAUCUCGCCGGACCUGCUCCCCAAGCCCCUGCGGAGCCCGAUGUACGCCGGCGUGAGCGCCCAGGACCUCGCGCUCCUCGACGUCCGGCCCCAGCCGGCCGCGCGGUCGCCGGAGCGGCGCCACUACGCGGCCUGCGUCGACGACGCGCCGGCCGACGCGCCGCGGCCGCCGGUCGCCGCGCCGCCGCCGCUCGCGGGGAGCCGACUCCGCGGCCUCGCCGCGCGGUCGCGCCGCCUCGCGGCCGCCGCGGUCGAGGCCUUCGCCGCGGCCGCGGCCGCGGCCCUCCGCGACCCGGCCAAACACGCGCCGGCGGCCGCGCUCGCCGUCGUCGGCGCCGCGAUCGUCGCCCGCGCCGUCGCCGGCGGCGGCCAGUACCGCCGCGGCUACCGCGAGGGCGUCAAGGACGGGCUCAAGUGGCGCCAGGACCUGGGCGUGGACCAGGCCCGGGCCCUCUACGCGCCCGCGCCGCCGCCGCCGGCCACGCCGAUCCUCUUCUUCUGA